GCAGAUAUGAGAAGGAGUGAGGAGACCUGAGAAAAGAACCUAAUUCAGCAUUGUGUUUCCAGCCAGCCUCUCACACUGCUGUGAAACCCUCUUGAGCUGCGCUGCUGCUGCUGCAUGACUGAACGCUAUCAGUCCCGAGCAGGCAGUCGACACACACACACACACACACACACACACACACACACACACACAAAUGGAUAUGACUCGUCCGCUGAGGUGGUUUGGUGUGGUGGACUUGGAGUGACAGUUGGGAAUAACUGGUUUCUUCGUCCUGUCGGUGUUGUAUGAAGAUGCGGUGACAGCAGCUGGAACUGAUCCCUGACAGCUUUACAGCUUGGACGUCUCCAAAACAGACAAAACAGGACAACAAAGAUGUCAGUGAAGCUGCGAUUUGACUCUCCCUCAGAUGGAGGCCUGAUCCACAGAAGCCGCUCCUUCACUGGAUUCUCUUCUCUGACUGGUCGACAGAGGACGUCUUCUGUUCGUAACUCUCUUCGCGUCAAAGCCAUGACGGGAAAUAAAGCCAGCAGGGCGCCCGUCUCCCCCCGCAGAAGUUCAGGCGCUAUCUGGUCUCUGCAGCCGGAGCAGGUCGGCAGGGUUUUUCAGGCACUACGCAAAGGACUCAAGGACUACCUGGAGGGUCACCAAGCUGAGAUGGACUUCCUGUCUUCACAGCAGAGAGAGACGAAAAGAAACUCGAGACUGGCCUUUCUUUACGAUCUGGAGAAGGAGAUCAGGUCUUUGGAGAGAUAUAUACGACGAUUAGAAUUUCAAAUCAGUAAGGUAGAGGAGCUGUAUGAGACAUAUUGUAUUCAGUGGAGAUUGUGUCAGGGAGCGGUCAACAUGAAGAGAGCCUUUUCACUGUCCCAGUCCACCAGAGCCUCCAGAGAGAGUUUGCUGGAGCUCAACCGCAACCACAGACACAGCCUGCAGGACAUGUCAACAAUGGAAGGAGAGUUAGAAAUCCUGCUAGGAGAGCUACACAUUAAAAUGAAGGGUCUCAUCGGCUUCGCUCGACUUUGUCCAGGAGACCAUUACGAGGUGUUAGUACGACUGGGCCGCCAGCGAUGGAAGAUCAGAGGGAGGAUUGAAUCAGAUGAUAGUCAGUCAUGGGAUGAGGAGGAGAUGGUCUUCCUCCCACACAUUCACCACAACUUUGAGAUAAAGGUGACGGAAGCAAAGGGUUUGAGCUGGCUGCUGGUUGGCAUGGUAACGUGUGCAAGCGCAGACUUCUUUGUGGCAAGGCCUCAGGUGAUGUUGGUGGACAUCACGGAGUUGGGAACCAUCAAACUGCAGCUGGAAGUGACCUGGAAUCCAUUUGACGGCACUGAGAAGCUGAGGCCGCUGUCUGGAAACAAGCAGUCAGUGUCCAGCAGAAAGAGUUCAGUGUACAGCUGGACGGCACCGAGCACCCCCUCCUUCACUGAGAAAUACUUUAUUUCUAUGGUGCGUGAGCUGCGGGAUCAGGAAGGUUCUCUUCCAUCUCUGGUGCCCAAAAGUCAUCCCAACAGAGGAGGAAUGUCUCUGCUCAGCUACCUCUCCAACCCUUCAAACACCUCUAUCGCAUCAAGCCACAGUCCUCAGAGCCCAUACACCCCGAGUCUCUCAAGGGCUCACAGCUACCCUUUCAGCCCGAGUCGAGACACCAGUCUGGGAGGAAGUCGGACUCAGCUGUCGCUCGGAGAGGAAGAAUCCCUGGAGAUCUCAACAGAGGAGUCGGAGACAAAGAAGAGGGUGGACAAGAAGGUAGACGAGGAGAAGGAGGAAUGGGGAGUUGUGUUAGAGAGUCCAUCCUUACCAGAAGAAAGUAAAACAGACUCCCUUAUCACCUUACAGAGGUCGAGCACUCCAGACAUCCUGAGAAAGAACACAUGUGGAGAAGCAGAGCCUGAGACCCACAGCGUAGCCCCAAGUCAGGACACAGUCACUGGGCAGGACUCCACAGAUUGUGAGGAAUACUCUGUCACAGCCUUGCCAACACCACCUUCUCAAACCCCAGCUGCACCACAAACCUCCCCUGCAGCAGCUGCUCCGAGGCUGGCUGUGAGCGGGGUCCAACGUCAUGCCCAGGCGCUCAGACUGGGAGCCAUUAUUGCAGAGCUGGAGAAAAUAUUACAGGAUCAGAGCUGUGCUGACAAGGAGCUGAGAGCAUUGGAGCACCAGAUAAUGCAUCUAGCCACCAUACUGAAGAACGACCUAUCACUGCUGAGAAGCUCAUCAUCAGAGGAGACUCUGGCUGUUGAGGAGGUGCUGGGUAGCUUUGACUUUCUGUCAAACGACCUGAACGGAGAUGAUGACGCCUCUUGUUUGGGAAGCCUGAGACUGAAGGACAGUGGCAUCAGUUCUUUCCAGCAGAGCACGCUGAGGAGUCAUGGAAUUCUCUCUCAAGGCAGCCAGUCGGCUUCUGAGGAAGAGCUAGUCAUCACUCCUCUGACCUCUGGAAACUGGGGUCUUGAUCAAGCUCUGGAGACUCACCUGGAUAUCUGUUGCAUCCUGCUGCAGAUGAUAAGAACAACCGACUUCACCCCGUCUAGAAGGGAGCUGCUGGAGGAAAUGUCUCUCCAGGCUGAGGUCCUGGACAGAAUCAGCUGUCUGCUGCUGGAGAAGAAUGACAACAUCUCUACACGAGACAUCCUUCCUAAGGCCCAGAGAACGAGGGGUCUGCUGUUGUUCUGGGAGGAGUGUGUGCACGACAACAGCUCUCCUUUCUGUUGCCACAUCGACAGCUUCACAAAGACACUGAAGAAGCGUUACACACACAAGGUGAAGGCCAAGCAGCCCGGCCAAUCAGAGAAAGUGUUUUCUCAGCUCCUGCAGCAGGUUCAGGCGGCCUGCCGGGUGGUGCCCAGCUCUCGGUCAGUCUGCUGCCCGGAGAGAGUCACCCUCUUCCAGCUGUCAGUCUACCUGAAGCGCUGGAAUUUCCAGGAGCUUGGAGAGCACAUCUCCCGCCUCUCAAAAGAAGAGUACAUCCUCUCAGCCCUGAGUAGCCCCAAACGGCGGCGGGCUUUAAAUAAGCUGAGGGGCCGGAAGAUCACAGAGCUACUUCCACUGGGAUGCACCCUGCAGACUCUCGCCUCCCUGCAGAUCGACUCCAACCACAAAGUCUGCAAAGCUGCCACCAACUGCAUCUCCAGAGCUGCUGGAUGCAAGGCCUUCAGGAACAAGGCGGUGCUUUACUACACAGAAAGCCUGAAAAGCAUUGAUAUUAAAAUCCAGCAGAGCUCCUGUUUGGCUCUCAAAUGCCUCCGGGCGACAGAGAGUGUGGACCACAUAGCAGAUUUAUGGAGAUCAACAGAUGAAGAUCUGCGUAGUGCUGCCAGAGAAACUGUCCUCUCCUUUGGUAAAAAGGGAUACCAGGCCUACCAGAGGAUGGACCAGCUAGACACUGAGAUGCAGGAUGAGGCUUACCAGAACCAAGAGACUGAGAUUACGAUUUUAUAGGAAACAGAUCUGGAUCAAAGAAUAGGCACAAAUGUUGUAAUGAUGCUGGCCAAGAGACUAAAACCAAGCCUAUGUCAAAAUGGAGAAAGUUUACAAACCUGUCAGGACGUCGCACCUUCUGGGGAAACAUAAUUUUCUUUUAAGAAUCUGUGGUGUGUGUGCUACGAGAUCUUCCUCAACAACUGCAGAGGAAGAUCUCAUGAUGGAGACUUCAGCUUUCCCUGGAUGGAUCAUUCACUCACUGAUGUUGAUUAAUGACUUCUUAUUUCUCCUGUAUUGUUUUACUCAGAAUUUGAAUUUAUUUUUGUUAGAUAUGUAGAGUUUUUCUUAACGAAGACGUCAGCUGUAGUCUGACUUUUUUCUAGUGCUGGGAGUUAUUUCACCAACCAGUCGAUAUGACUGUCUUAUUGGGACAUGAAGGAUAAAUAUAAUAUUAUUUUACAUAAUCUUGCAAGUGUGUGUGUGUGUGUGUGUGUGUGUGUGUGUGUGUGUGUGUUUAUAGCAAUAAUCAGCUACAAUCUCACAGCUCUCUCUGCCUGUGAGAGCUGUGUCUUGAAUUAAUUUUAAACAAGAGGAGUCUACAAAUCAAGUUAUGUUACACUACUCAUUUUUCUAAUCAUUUUUAAGGCUUAAUUGAGAAAGAAAAUCAAAUAUGUCUGAAAACAAAUGCAAUCUUCCAGGUUUUAUAUUCAGAAUAAUUCCUUUUUUAUAUAUUUUCACAUGCAAACCUGUGGACCUUUUCAUUUUCACAGGAGAAGCAUGACUUUUCUAUCAAAAUCCCAACAAGGACGGAUGUUUGUUUGGGGGGGGUUUCAUACUACAAAUACAAAUGUUUUAAAUGAUACCAAAUUCUCUUUUAUCCAAUUCUUCUUUGACAAAAUGGAUGUUUAGACAAAAUUGUUCAUGUUGGUGAAGGAAAAUAUUUGGCCUGCUGCCUUUGUGCCAUCACAGAAACAGAGACCGCUGCUGACCUCUGCUGGCUGUUCACAUAUACUGAGCUGGAGAGGGACCCGAGGAGACAUUUGCCUGCCACAGAAUAGAUUUGGCUGUGGUUAGAGUGACCUAGGACCUGACUGACCAGACUGUUUGCGAGGCCGUGGGAAGAAAGAUGCUGCCGACAGCAAAGCAGUUUAAGUUGUGGCAUAAAAUGACAUUUUUCUUCAGCCAUGAGAACUCUGCAUCAACUUUAAGGAAUCAUGUUGGAAGAAUCUGCUUCAUGGAUUGAACACAGUGUUUGUUUCUGUUGUUUUGUUGAUAAUAGGAUGCAGAAUCGUUUAGCUUCCUAAAACAAAGAAAAAUCCUACAAAAUCUUAAAAACUGUUUUCAGUAAGAAGCAGAGCUGCGCUUUAACCAUGUUUGAAUUCUGUGUGUUUUGUUUUAGCCCCCUCCCACACAACCAGAUGGUGCAUGAUUUGCACUUCAGGAGAGUUUACACAAUCAAGAGGGAAAGAUUUCAAAGUCAUCUUUGUACACAGAUAACAUACCCUCGCCCCCUCUUUUGCAAAACUCUCACAGUCUGACUGAACACCAGUUAUUUGCUGGUCUUUGGUAGUUUUCCAGGUGCUGAAUCUUUGAAAUCAAAAUGUUUUCAAAGCUGCUUUUUAAAAGGUUGAGAAUGAGGAAAAAUCAAUGUGCUGAGAAAGCUUUGGAAACAAGCAGGAGGGCAAAGGAAGUAAGGUCAGAAGGAAUAAAUGUGCUCACACUAGGUGAACAAACAAGGCAACAUGCUGACAUUUAUGACAUUUGCUAAAAUCAUCUUAAUUUAUCUGUUAGCAACCAUAAUUUUCCCCCCAGAUGCCUGAAAAGGUUAAUUUAGCCAUGGUCAUAUCAAACAAUCCCUUGAAUGGCAGAUUUGUAAAAAAUAUAUAUACAUAUAUAUUUUUAGUAAGUUGAAUAAGAUAAGACACAAGACAAAGUGAAAACUUUCUGCUCGGCAUAAAAAUUAAGACUUGCAAUUAUUUGUUCCUAAAAUUGGUGAUUCCAGCCGUGAAACUCAUCUCAUUUUUUCCAUCUGUGUGUCAGACUUUGGUGAUUUCUUUGAACUGUGUACCCAGAGCUAACAGCAGGACAUGGAAACUGAAUUUCAGUUUAUUUUGAGCCAGAUUUAUUGCACUUAAAGAAUGAACUGAGGAGACUUGCCGAUCUGGAGAUGGCAGCGGAGCAGGAAAAACAGAUUCAGUUCAAAAACUUGGUGUGGGCAUCUGAGAUCAAUAUUUAACCACAGCUGAGCAGGAAAACCUGAAGCACAGGGAGAGACGAGUUACCUCAAACCCAAAGCACAGAAAAACCACAAGACUGAAAGGUGGUUGAAGCAUGGUCACGACAUGAGUGACUAAACUAUAUCACAGCCAGUGGAGGAGAUGGGAAGGAUAAGGCUCAGGUGUGCAGGUUGAUUAAUCUGGUGGACUGUACCCACAGAGAGGAAGAAAAAGACAGAGACAAGCGAGAACAAACAGGAGCAAGCACAAAAGAAGAGCAGUACUGCAUCUGUGUAUAAAGGGUUACUGAGAUGUAUGUAAGACCUUCUGGUGCAUACCAUAUUUACACAAGUGGAAAAAAAGUGUGCUGAGAAAGUAUAUGAAAUAUUUUAAAAAAAAUUGCCCACCCUCUUUUUCAAACACUAAAUGAAAAAUUAAAUAUAAAUAAUAUAAAUUAACCUCUACAAUAAAAAAAAGUUAAAAAAGUGACAAUUUAAGUUCAUUUCUAGAAUUCUAGAAGAAAUACAGCAUGGCAGAUAUGUUCAAAUAAAAUAAAACUGCAAUAGUAAUAAUUACAUCAUCUCCACAGAUGAUUUAAAAACAAAUAAGGAAUGGUUGGUUAGUUUUGAUGUGUACAGUCAUAGAGAGUAGGUCAUGUAUUUAGUCUGGUUUAUGAACACAGAGGUCUGUAGGUCUGAUUGUGAAAGAUACUUAUGUUGUCUGACUUUAACUUGGACUUGCUCUGCUGUUGUAAAUGUAAAGGCUGCACUCUGGCCUGGGA
Molecule: messenger RNA, 6420 nt
Organism: Pundamilia nyererei
Lineage: Eukaryota; Metazoa; Chordata; Actinopteri; Cichliformes; Cichlidae
Gene: ripor3
Product: RIPOR family member 3
Exons: 26
Coding region: 373-3441 (1022 amino acids)
Source: RefSeq, a predicted model, not a curated record